Messenger RNA from Penicillium coprophilum, 714 nucleotides. Its product is annotated as gamma-glutamylcyclotransferase family protein. Lineage: Eukaryota; Fungi; Ascomycota; Eurotiomycetes; Eurotiales; Aspergillaceae. Gene Ontology annotation, molecular function: gamma-glutamylcyclotransferase activity. The coding region runs from base 1 to 714 and encodes 237 amino acids. The transcript has a single exon. The record is from RefSeq and is a predicted model, not a curated record.
AUGCUUUCCAAUUCAAUUGAACCAGCAGAAAGACACACCAAACUGCCAAUACCCACCCCACCAAUCACCAAAUCACCCCAAUAUCCAAAAUAUCUCUACUUCGCCUAUGGCUCCAACCUCUCCCCAGCCCAAAUGAAAUCCCGCUGUCGCAUAAACCCCGCUCACUCCGCCACCCCACUAGCAAUCGCAACCCUGCCAAGCUGGCGCUGGCUAAUCUGCGAGGCGGGCUACGCAAACGUCCUCCCACGACCGGGUCUGCGUGUCGCGAAUCAAGACUCCGAGACCGCACAUAAGAUCCCCGUUUCCGGAGCUGAAGACGCGGUCUACGGUGUUCUUUAUCAAAUGGAUAUUGGGGACGAGGAGAUCCUAGAUGGCUAUGAGGGGGUUGAUACAUGUGCGGCUAAUGCGAGGGUUGGGGAUGGUGUACCCAUUUCUGUUAGGCCUAAAGUGCAGGGAAAUGGGUCUUAUAAUAAGUGGUUUGUUGAGGCAGAUGUUGUGAAGUGGUUGGAUGGGGCGGAGGGGGUUAAGGGGCUUGGAGAUAAGGAGGGAAAGGUGCCGGUGUUGGUUUAUGUUGAUGAGAAUUGUGUUAGGCUUGCUGAGCCAAAGUUCGAGUAUAUUGCGAGGAUGAAUCGGGCUAUUCGGGAGUCGGUGAAGUUGGGAGUUCCCAUCAGAUGGGUGGAGGAGGUAAUGAGGAAGUUCAUUCCUAAGGAGUAG